Chara braunii is the source of this 2593-nucleotide messenger RNA. NCBI's taxonomy places the organism in Eukaryota, Viridiplantae, Streptophyta, Charophyceae, Charales, Characeae. The record is from the annotation of a GenBank genome assembly.
UUGGACGACAAAUGAGAUGCAGUUAGGAACAAAUUUUUCAUCAUUCAGCAACAGAGAUUGAUGAUAGCAGACCCGAUUAAAAAAGAAAAAAGAAAAAAAAAAGAAAGAGAAGAGAAAGAAAAAAGACCAGACCCGAUUGCAUACAAAAGAGAGGAGCUAAAUGGCUUCUCAAUCCCGGUGGAAUCGAAUACGAGAUACAGGAGAUCGUUCGGAUGUUGGUUCUGGUCUUUUGAGCGGCGGAGCAUGGGAUACCUCCAGUUUGCAGUUUCUUGAAAGGCGAGAGCGUCCGUACGUAAGAGGUGGGCAUUCGAUAGACUCGCCAGAACCUAUCUUCGGACUUGUGGUGGCAGGAACUGUACAUCCAGACAAGUUGAAAGCCAACUCAACUGCCAAGGCAGGUGAUGAUCUGGUCCUUACAAAGCCUCUCGGAGUUGGUGUGAUGACAACUGCUCUGAAAGGUGGGAAACUUGGUCCUGAGGGUUAUGCUGAGGCUCUGGCGACGAUGACUCGUCUCAACUCUGUUGGCCCGGUGCUUGCCGACAUCCCGUCUGUUCAUGCCAUAACAGACGUGACUGGCUUCGGUCUUUUUGGUCAUCUGCUGGAAGUUUGCAGAGGCAGCGGCGUCAGAGCUGUGGUCGACUUUCCAAAUCUUCCUGUCAUGGAGCAUGCUGUCCCUGUGGCCAAGCUGGGCACUUUUCCAGGGGCUGUUAAGAGGAACCUAGAGAGUUAUGGGGAGUACAUCAGCUACGAAGAAUCGGUGCAACCACUGGAAAACUGGCAGAAGAGUUUGAUGGCUGACCCGCAAACCAGCGGCGGGUUGCUUGUGGCAGUGGAUCCCUCUGCAACUGACACAGUCCUCCAGAAGCUGCGAGAGGAUGGUCUAGCUCAUGCGGCCGUGAUUGGUCGUCUUGUUGACGGAGAUGUUGGAAUCGUUGUCAGGAACCCCUGAGAGCACCUCGACUUCUUUUCUUCUCCUUCUCGGGUGAGUGUCAUCCCUGCAUCCAGAGGAACGCUGUUCAACUACCGAAGCUGGGAGAGGAAUAUCGCCGUUCUACUCCAUAUCUUGUGUCCUCGUCGCUGCUUCUGCCACAUGUAUUUGUGGGAGAAAUUUGAGUUUGUGUCACGGGGGAGAGGAAAGGUGUUGUUCUAUUCCGUCUCUUGUUUCCCUGUAGCAGCUUGUCUGCGGUAACGUACACAUGUAUAUUGUGGGAGGAAUUCGAGUUGAUUUCAUGGCCAUAGACUACGGUGAAAGAAACCUUCUUCUCUGAAGAAGAAGAAGAAGAGCUGGCUCGUGGCCAUAGAUUCUGGCGAUGGAAAUGUCCUUAGAGGAAGAAGUCGAUUGAGGGAGCAAUAUGUUCCAGUUGCUUGCAGGAGGCAUAUCAAUGUUUUCUUUUCUUGCCUUCUCGGCGCGCCCUUCUCAUCCUUCUGGCUUGUGGGCGGCAGGGGCUGCUUUUCUUUCAACCACGGUCUUUGGGCUGUCACUGGUAUCGUGGGGUUGCAUCUCCUUCCCCCACCCCGCUAUCCCCACAACUGCCACCAAAUGGAGAAGAAAGCUGCCAUCAUUCACCACAGACAUAAAAUGUAAUCGAUGUGGCUCUCAACUCUACGACAGAUCCUGAGUUGACUCGCUGGCAGAUGGUGACUCCUCUUGCGUGCCUCCUGAUUAAGGAGUCGUGCACUGCUGCAGCCUCCAAGAAGUACUCGAGCACAGGUUUUCACAGCCGAAAGCAGAGUGUUUUGCAGACUGGGACUAGAAAAUGCAACAGUGGUUGAGCUACCGUCUUCACCCGAAUAGAACGCUCUGUCAUUAUCGCUGUAUCUGGACUGAAAAUUGUGACAGGGAGCCAUAACUAGGCCUACUCACACUAGGGGCUUUUCUUGCGUGCCUCCUGAUUAAGGAGUCGUGCACUGCUGCAGCCUCCAAGAAGUACUCGAGCACAGGUUUUCACAGCCGAAAGCGGAGUGUUUUGCAGACUGGGACUGGAAAAUGCAACAGUGGUUGAGCUACCGUCUUCCCCGAAUAGAACGCUCGGUCAUUAUCACUGUAUCUGGACUGAAAAUUGCGACAGAGAGCCAUAACGACGGCCUACUCACACUAGGGGCUUUUUUGAGCAAAUUGCAAACAUUGCUAUGAUGGUUUUGCAGUUGCUCUUUGCCCGCCCACCCCAUCAAAUUCGUAACUGGUGUGGGAACUGUCAGCUGGCUGCAGGGCUGUGGGGUUGAGCAAUUUGCCAGCACCUCCAGAGGUCCUGGCAUCCCCCCCCCCCCCCCCCUCUCAAAUCUGUCAGCUGACAGAAGAGAAUUAAUUGCAGGCAUCCCUUGCCUACUUUCAUUGUGUGACCGCACAAGUGGCCAAUUUCACAAAUGGCAUGGCGGCGGGGCGUUGUCUUUUCCAAUUUGCUACCCCUGUGUGGCUGCGCAAAACACCAAAACAGCAAACUGGGAGUAGCACGUGGCAAAUUUUGCUGUUUUGCUACUUGUGUGCGAGUAUGCCCUUAGUGGGGUUUCUAUUCGGGUGAAGCUGGUAGUCGAAUGGCACUCUGAAUCGCCAUGUCCCAAAGAUGUCCAACAACAGUAAACUUCAGAAAGGCAA